This is a messenger RNA of Westerdykella ornata, 1591 nucleotides long. RefSeq lists its product as uncharacterized. The record is from RefSeq and is a predicted model, not a curated record. The transcript is spliced from 2 exons. Lineage: Eukaryota; Fungi; Ascomycota; Dothideomycetes; Pleosporales; Sporormiaceae. Bases 261 to 1487 code for a protein of 408 amino acids.
UGAUGGGAAACUAUAGAAGUGAUCAAAGGGUGCAAAUGAGAUCUGGUAAAUGCUAUUCAGACAGCGAUCUUGCCAUUCGCCCUCUUGUAAACAAGCAUAAGUUGGAGAAGGCACCCCCUGCCGGAUUGGUCGGCAGUUGGUGAAAGUAAACUUUGGGAUUUCCACACUGUUGCUUUGGUCUCUUCCUUCCUGUGUGAAACUUUUCAACUUUGAGACCAUGAACCGUCAUCUGCAACCUCGACUUUCAGUAGUGCACCAACAUGGACAACAUGGACGAAGUUCUCGUUCAUAUCACCACCCCCACCACUCGUCAGAAAGAUGAAGUCUACAGGUCAUUGGCCAACGCCUACCACCAGUUUGAGCCUUGUUCCGUGCACCAUUCAGAACCCACGGGCAACAUGAUCAGCCAUUCUGGGCCCGAUGGAGACCCCGUAAAUGCGGACACCAACCAAGGUCAAGCCUCAGAAGACGAUCUGUUACCGAGCAAAGAAUCGUUCUGGAGUUUCCCAACCCAUGUUUCUUCCGAGAAAUCCGAGAACUUCCCACCACCUGACCCUUCUCGUACUCCAGCGGACUCGAUGGCCGACUCCUUGGUGGACUCGAGUCGACUUGCACAGUUAGAGCGGAUUCGGAAAGUAUGGAAGAAACGGCAGGACGCAAGGUCGAGUGUUUCGCAGGCAUUUCGAUCUAGUGGAAGAAAAAAUGAUAGGGAGCUAGACGAUGCUGCAUACCUCGACGACACCCAACUAGCAGCCCAAGCUAUCCAGAGUCAACUGAGCGAUACCUGCUCUAUGACCUCGGAGGACACGUCAGAUGAUGAAUUCAAUUCCUGUUACCAUGGCACAGCUGUCCCGGCUGGUCCACCUCCUGAAGCCAGCAGUGCAAACGCAGACGAUGAAAACAAAAGGCAGUCUCCUGAAUCGAUAUCACAGAAGUGUCAAGACUCUCCUGUACCUGAAAAGGACUACCAGGAUAGGCUUGAAGAUCUCCAAGUAUCUGAUGAAGAUGUUUCAGCAUACUCGUUCGAUCUGGAUGUCUUACCGGUCCAGAUAGUCCCUCCUGGCCCAACCAUUUCCGUGGGCGCAGCUGAUAAACUACCUUCGCAAAUGACUGCAUUUCUUCACACCGUUAAACGUCGAGGUUCAGGUCUGUUUGUGCCCGUUGAUCGGACACGAGCUUUGGAAGCUGACGAAAGAGGCUAUUGGUCUGUUGACACGACCGAGUGGCCUGUGACCACUCAGAACAGGUUUUGGAGAUCAUUGAACCAUCGUGUCUCUUGCGGCGAUCUCGGUUGGGGCAUACUUCUCUACCGCGAAUCAGAAUGCACAAAGCAGGACGUAAGUCUGGGCAGGAUCCGUGUGUAUUGUUGGGGUGAGGUGGCAGAGGCGAUAUGGCUGGUACUGUGGAUUUGCUCCGGGGGCAAUAUCCAUGGGUCGCUCUCUAAGUGGUUAGAUGCAGAGGGAACGAUGGUUAUCCAAAUGCCUUGAGAAUCUGCUAUGGGUUCAGGGAGUUCCUUGAAUAGUUGCAACCCAGGUCUGCCCAUCUGUAUAUUGUUUGGGUUUUCAACGAGAUAUUUGGAAAUAAAUUUGAC